This is a messenger RNA of Hypanus sabinus (Atlantic stingray), 6531 nucleotides long. RefSeq names its product pleckstrin homology domain containing, family D (with coiled-coil domains) member 1 (gene plekhd1). The record is from RefSeq and is a predicted model, not a curated record. The transcript has 13 exons. NCBI's taxonomy places the organism in Eukaryota, Metazoa, Chordata, Chondrichthyes, Myliobatiformes, Dasyatidae. Bases 144 to 1613 code for a protein of 489 amino acids.
UAUACCUCGCUCCCUCCCUCCUCACUCACUCCUGCCCUCGGCUCCUCCCUCCGCCAGCCCUGCGUUGUUUGUAGGUCACACCCUGCCUCCUUCUCAGACUCGGACAGAGAGCCGGCAGCCUCUCCGCUCCGCUCCGCCAGGUGAUGUUCACUUCCAAGUCCUCUCCCAUCUUGCCUUCCUACUUCAGCGAGUCUUCCGAGGCAGACAAGCUGGACAUCAGCACCAAGGUGCAGCUGCACGGCGUCCUGUGGAAGCGACCGUUCGGGAGGCCGUCGGCCAAAUGGUCCAAAAGGUUCUUUCUCAUCAAGGACAGCUUUUUACUUUAUUAUGCUGAAAAUGAAAGGAAGAACUUUGAGAGUAACAAAUAUUUCAACAUUCACCCCAAGGGAGUGAUUCCGCUGGGCGGAUGUAUUGUGGAGGCAAAGGAGGAGGCCAACAUGCCCUUUGUGAUGAAAAUUUCACACGAUGACUUCCAUGGGAAUAUUUUACUUGCUGCUGAGACGGAGUUUGACCAACAACACUGGCUGCAGAUGCUGCAGGAAUCUGGAAAGGUGACAUGGCAGAAUGCUCAGCUUGGAGAGGCGAUGAUCGGAAGCCUAGAGGCCCAAGGGUUGCAACUGGCCAAGGAGAAGCAGGAGUACCUGGACAAACUAAUGGAAGAGACUGAAGAACUGUGCCUGCAGCGGGAACAGAAAGAGGAACUGCAGAGACUAAACCACAUCCUUGAGGCAGAAAAAAACAAGAUUGAGGAGAUGGUGCAGGAUCUGAGGUUGGAGCAGGAGCAGAUAAAGAGGGAGCUGGAGGUCACCGUGAGCUCAUUAACAACAAUCGAAGAAGAAAAGAAGCAAUUACACCAACUUUCAGAAUCACUGCAAAAUAAUUUAGAGAGCCUAUCUCAGGAGAAGCAGCGGACUCUGGAGAAGCUGCAGGACAGUGAGCACCAAACACAGCAGCUGGCCAGCCAGAACGAGCAGCUGUCCGAGUCCAGCGGGGCCAUCCGGGCUAUCCUGCAGCGCAUCGAGGAGGACAUGAAAAAGCUACAGGAGGAGAAAGUGCUUGCAGAGGAAAGACUGCGGGAGAAGGAGAAACGAGCACUGGCCCUGCAGGAAGAGAGGGAGUUCUACUCCACACAAUCCCGUGAGCUGCAGCUUUCCCUGUCUGAACUCACCGUCGAGAAGCAGCAAACCGAGAGUGAGCUGAGGGAGGAGAUGAAGUCGCGGGUGGAGCUGGAGCGGAGGCUGAGGGAGGCGGAGGAGGCGUUACAGCGACUGGAGCAGGGCCUGGAUUCGAACGAGCGCACCAUCGAGAAAAACGAGCUGAUGAAGGGAGACGUGGGCGAGCUGAGGAAGUUCUUCGAGGAGUGCAUCCGAAAGGCUGAGAUCGAAGCCAAGCUACCAAUCAUCAUGAAGAAUUCGGUCUAUGUGCAGCGGGCUGCAGCUCGGAGGAUAAAGAGCUGCAGGUUCCGGCGGAGGAAGUCCACCGCUGUCUGGAACUCUUUCGCUGCAUGGACCAUCAUUGCUCUGAGCAGGAAAUUUUUACAUGGCCUGAAAACAGCAUGGCGCUUUAAAUAUUUUUUGUAUUAUGCAUCCAUGGAUAUUCAGAAUGAAAAUUGAAAAAAUCACCAACUUUUGAUCACCACAUACUUUAGAUCAUCCAAAUGUUCCACUUCUAGUCUGUUUCUGGAUUUACAUUUGAUUUUUUUCAUAAGACUGAAUCCAUAUUCGCACUCGGCACUGGAAGCCUGAAAUGUUCUAAACAAGAAUUAACAGUUAUUUAAAUUCUUUGUUUCUAUGCACCUAGUUCACCAUAUCAGUGAGCGUCUUAAUUGAACCAGUCUUAACUUUCUCAGCAACAACACAUUUCAAAUCAGAGUAUUGCUUUGACAUUCUUGAGACAACAUUUUUGUCGUAGUUCCUAACAGUAGCUGAGUCGUACAACAUUCUCUUUUCCAAAUUGAAAAUUGGUUGUGUUUGCAAUAGCAACAGGCUCAAAAGUUGCCAUUCUCUAACUCAUCAUCAGGAAUUCUAUUAUUCAAGUGAUUACACACACAUUGAAUGAAUCGAAUAAUAGGUGCAGUAUCAAUGUCAGAACUUAAGCAAAUCUUUCACUUUGGCUCUCCAAUAAAUGUAUCACCAAGCCCUACCAACUGCCACUUGGUGUUUAUUGUUACAAUUUGUAACAGUGUUGUAACUUCAAACACUGACAAUGUAACCAUGUUGGAGCUCUAAAAUGUUUCAAAGUAAAGGUUAUAGUAUGUUCAUUAAAGAAAAUUUAUGGAUUACUGUAUAUUAAUUAAUUACUGGGUAAUUCACAAUUACAUUAACAGAUUUCAAAAUUAUGUUAGCAUAAUUGCAAAAUUACAUUAACACUAAAAAUUCCAGCUGUGUGGCAACAAAUGCUGAGAGCAUUUCGGUUCCUGCGCAGUCACACACCUGAAUGGCUCAGAAGGAACCGUGGUGGAGUAUGGAAUUAAGCAAGGAAGGCUUGUAUCUGGAGAUUAAAAGAGGGAGAGAGGACUCGAUUAAGACUUGUAAAAUCCUGAGUGUUUUGAUAGGGUGGAGAGGACAAGAAUCUGGUCACUGUAAAAAAAUAAGGGGUCAUUCAUUUAAUAAAGAAAUGAGGCAUUUUCCCCCUAUCUUUUGGAGUUAAUAGUCUUUGAACUCACUUCUUCAAUUUACAUGGAAGCGAAGGUUUGAAAUAAAUAAUUGUAUCACAGAGGUAUUAUCAAUGAGGUGAAAGGUAAUGACGGCUGGCAUGUAUCUAGGGAUAAUGUGACUAUUAUUAAAUAAUUAAGCAAGAUUCAAGAUUGUUUAAUGUAAUUUCCUGUACACAAGGGUAAAGGACAAUGAAAUAAUUGUUACUCCAGAUCCAAUGCAACAUAAAAAAAUACAAAAGAUAAAUGCAAUAAUAAUAAAAGCACAAUAAAUAUAUCAAUUGUAUCUCUAUAAAGUGACACUAGGUACAGGAAAUGAUACAAUAGUGGUGGUUGGGGGUGUGAAGGGGUGGGUUAGAGGGGGAUUGAUCAGCCCUACUGCUUGGGGAAAGUAACUGUUUUUGAGUCACCUCAUCCUGGUGUGGAUGCUACAUAGCAUCCUUCCUGAUGGGAGUGGGACUAACAGUCCAUAAGCAAGGUGGGUGGGGUCCUUCAUGAUAUUACUGACCCUUUCAGUCUUGGAGGGGGGCAAGUAGCCUUCUUCUGUUCUCACUUCCUGUGUGUACAUGUCGAUGUUUUGGCAUAACUGCAAACCCCCUGUAGCUUUUUUUUAAAUAAUUGCAAGCCACACUCCCUCAUUACCAUGGGUUAGGGGGGUAGAGGUGAGAUUGUAGCAGGUUACUGUCAGAAUACAACAACACAAUUUUCAGAUAUAUCAAGGGUGUGAAUGUAUUGGGUGUUGUUUUUGAAUGUGGUACAAACAAUUUGCAGAUAAACAAAAGGAGAAAGUAGAAGCGUGAAAGGUACUGAAAUGCUAAAUUCAAAAAGGAGACUAGUUUUGAAAUUGCAGGGGUGCUGGCAGAUAUAUUUAAAAUGUUGGUAUCUACGAGUGAGGUGCCAGAGGAUUGGAGGAUAGCUCAGGUUGUUCCGUUGUUUAAAAAAGGCUCUAAAAGUAAAAUGGGAAAUUAUAGGCCAGUAAGUUUGAAGUCGGUAGUAGGUAUAUUAUUGGAAGGAGUACUAAGAGAUAGGAUCUACAAGUAUUUAGAUAGACAGGGACUUAUUAGGGAGAGUCAACAUGGCUUUGUGAAUGGUAGGUCAUGUUUAACAAAUCUAUUAGAGUUUUUCGAGGAGGUUACAAGGAAAGUGGAUGAAGAGAAGACAGUGGAUGUUGUCUACAUGGACUUCAGUAAGGCCUUUGACAAGAUCCCGCACGGGAGGUUAGUUAGGAAGAUUCAGUCACUAGGUGUACAUGGAGAGGUAGUAAAUUGGAUUAGACUUUGGCUCAAUGGGAGAAGUCAGAGAGUGGUAGUGGAGGAUUGCUUCUCUGAGUGGAGGCCUGUGACCAGUGGUGUACCACAGGGAUCAGUGCUGGGUCCAUUGUUAUUUGUCAUCUAUAUCAAUGAUCUGGAUGGUAAUGUGGUAAAUUGGAUCAGCAAAUUUGCUGAUGAUACAAAGAUUGGAGGUGUAGUGGACAGUGAGGAAGGUUUUCAAAGCUUGCAGAGGGAUCUGGACCAGCUGGAAAACUGGGCUGAAAAAUGGCCAUAAUGGAGUUUAAUAUAGACAAGUGUGAGGUAUUGCACUUUGGAAGGACAAACCAAGGUAGAACAUACAAGGUAAAUGGUAGGGCACUGAGGAAUGCAGUAGAACAGAAGGAUCUAGGAAUACAGAUACAAAAUUCCCUAAAAGUGGUGUCACAGGUAGAUAUGGUAGUAAAGAGAGCUUUUGGUACAUUGGCCUUUAUAAAUAAGUAUUGAGUAUAAGAGUUGGAAUGUUAUGGUGGAGUUGUAUAAGGCAUUGGUGAGGCCGAAUUUGGAGUUUUGGUCACCGAAUUACAGGAAGAAUAUUAAUAAGGUUGAAAGAGUGCAGAAAAGGUUUACAAGAAUGUUGCCGAGACUUGAGAAACUGAGUUACAGAGGAAGGUCGAAUAGGUUAGGACUUUAUUCCCUGGAGCAUAGAAGAAUGAGGGGAGACUUGAUAGAGGUAUAUAAAAUUAUGAUGGGUACAGAUAAGAGUUAAUGCAAGCAGGCUUUUUCCACUGAGGCUAGGGGAGAAAAAAACCAGAGGACAUGGGUUAAGGGUGAAGGAGAAAAAGUUUAAAGGGAACAUUAGGGGGGUGGUCUUCUUUACACAGAGAGUGGUGGGAGUGUGGAAUGAGCUGCCAGAUGAAGUGGUAAAUGCGGGCUCACUUUUAACAUUUGAGAAAAACUUGGACAGGGUACAUGGAUGAGAGGUGUAUGGAGGGAUAUGACCAGGUGCAGGUCAGUGGGACUAGGCAGAAAAAUGGUUCGGCACAGCCAAGAAGGGCCAAAAGGCCUGUUUCUGUGCUGUAAUGUUCUAUGGUUCUAAAUUCAAUUGGGUGAGGAGUGAGUUCUGUCAAGUGUGGGCAAUUGAGAAAAUACACGGUAUACAUGGAGGGGGGUCAGUAAAAGGUUGAAGAGGGCAGAUUUCAAUACAAGAUGCAUAAUCUAGUAUCAGGACAAAAUGCGGAUUCUGAUGUUCUUUAUCUCUUAAUGCCGAGAUUGCUACUGCUGCAUUGUGUAGGGUAUCAAUUUGCUUGCUUAUCCUUCAUUACAUCUUUCAUGUAUCUUAAAGGCUAUUGUUUAAAUGAAAGUCUUGCAUUUCCAAAAUGCUCAGGACAUCCCAAGAUGCCUUCCAGCCUAUGAAAGAUGGUUAGAUCUGAUUGCUGUGGUAACUUGAUGAAUGUGGUAAUCUGUUCACCUUGAGUAUGUUUUCCACACGGGAAUAAUCAGAGCAUUACCAAGUUUGGUUUAGUGUAAAUAUUGCAAUUGGAUUGGUUCAUUACUGUCACGUGUACAGUGAAAAGCUUGACUUACAUACAGAUCAGAUUACAUAGUGCAUUGAGGUAACUCAGUAACACUGCAGAAUAGAGUGUAAAAGUGACAGAGAAAGUGCAGAGCAGGUAAACAGUAAGGUGCAUGAAAGGUGUUUCAGAAAGGCAGCAUCCAUUAUUAAGGACCUCCAACACCCAGGGCAUGCCCUUUUCUCACUGUUACCAUCAGGUAGGAGGUACAGAAGCCUGAAGGCACACACUCAGCGACUCAGAAACAGCUUCUUCCCCUCUGCCAUCCAUUUCCUAAAUGGACAGUGAAUCUGUGGACUCUACCUCAAUUUUUUCAAUAUAUAUUAUUUCUGUUUUUGCACGAUUUAAAAAAUUCUAUUCAUUAUAUGUAUACUGUAAUUGAUUUACUUAUUUAUUAUUAUUUUUUUCUUCUUCUAUAUUAUGUAUUGCAUUGAACUGCUGCUGCUAAGUUAACAAAUUUCACAACACAUGCCGGUGAUAAUAAACCUAAUUCUGAUUCUGAAUAUAAAUUGGUAGAUUGUGAGGUGAAGAGUUCAACAUAUCUUACUAGAGAACUAAUUACUAGUCUUAUAACAGUAGGUUAUAAAACAGUAGGAACCUGCUAGUAUGGCCUUUUCUAUCUUCUGCCCAAAGGAAGAGGGGAGGAGAGAGAGUGUCUGGGUAAGGGGUCUUGCAUGCCUGUUUUACUGAGACAGCAAGGGUUAUAGACAAGUCCAUGGAGGGGAGGGUUGAUUCUGUGAUGUGCAGUUUCUUUUGGUCAGGGGCAGUAUCAAGCCCAGAUGCUUCUGCAUAUGGAGCAUCAAUAAAAAUUAACAGUAGACAGGGACAGGCCAAAUUUCUUUAGGUUCCUGAGGACAUAGGGGCAUUGGUGAGCCAUGAUAUCCAUGUCAAUUUUGGGAUUUAGGGGGAAAAUUACCUUGCCUUAGACCAGCUGAACUACCAAGGGCAAGAAAUCUAUGUCUCAAUACCCCACAUGCUGCCCCAGUUCAGAAGGUGCUAUAGAAAUACACAAUGUUGCACCAGUGAUCAUUAGCUGGUCAAAGAUGUUCACAUUCCU